This is a messenger RNA of Gadus chalcogrammus (walleye pollock), 3441 nucleotides long. RefSeq lists its product as uncharacterized. Bases 181 to 891 code for a protein of 236 amino acids. The record is from RefSeq and is a predicted model, not a curated record. The transcript has a single exon. Lineage: Eukaryota; Metazoa; Chordata; Actinopteri; Gadiformes; Gadidae.
ACUGAGAAAAGACACUUGGCCGACCCACUUCCCCUUCCUGUCAACAGCACGGUUCCUGGUUUUGGGUUCCGUCUUGAAGAUUUUCAUCAUUGGUUGAUCUACUUAUACUCCCAGUAAAAAUGUCCCUUGACUGAAUCGACAGCGCGAACCAGACACGGGAUUACCUGCCUAGGAUAAAUCAUGAUGGUGUGCGAUGAUUACCGACUCUUUGUGCUCCUCCUGACCACAUCCUCCAUCGUUGCAGCGGUAAGCGAGGAGACUCUUAACGUCUACGCUCUGCUCGGCAGCAACCUAACCUUAUCGCUCGGCCAAAAGCUGCUGAGCUACCAGGAUACAUUGCGGUGGACACAAAACAACAAAGUCAUCUUCAGUAGGUUGUUCGGAGUCGUCCGCCCGGGUAAGCCGACGGACGUCGACGCGGCUGGAUCCCUCCAGCUGCUCAACCUCAGCGACUCCAGCGCUGGGGACUACAAGGCAGACGUGUACGACAGGACCGGUGUGCGCGUCAAUGGCUGGAGCGGAAAGGUGUACGUGGUCGAGAAAGUGUCGACGCCUGUGGUGACGUUUCUGUGCGGUUCUAGCGGCGCCACGGCCACACUGAAAUGCGACGUUCGCAACCCGAAACACGUGGUCUUCGCCUGGACCCACGAAGGUCAGCUCCUUACAGGGGAAACAAAGCCCACGCUGAGCGUGUCUUUGGCGAAGUUCAAGGGCAAUAAAGUUUUUGGCUGCAGUGUGAGUAACAGCGCAAGCAAAGCCCAGAGUAACGCUGUCCAGUUAAAGUGCAAGCCGCCGCCGCCACUGCCUCCGCCGACUCCGAAGGACUACUGCUUUAAAGCCAGCACAGUAAUGGCCGCGGUCGGAUUAUGCUGCUCUUCAUCAUCACCGUAGUCGCAUGUUCCCAACAGAAGAAGGUGCCGACGCCGGAACAGCAAGGGAAAUUUUAUUCAUGACGACCAAUAAAAAAACAACAGUGUUGUUGAACACCAACAUGCUUAUGUAAAAUCAGCAUAGUACCAUAUUCAGCUAUGGACAGUUCUGUGUUGUGCUUCAUAGCCUACGUCAGCCUACACAGACAAUGUUCUAAAUAAAAUGAAAUGAUAAUAUCAUAAAUAUCAUAAAAAGGGUGGAUGUCAAUAAUUUAAUGAAAAAUCAUGUUGUAUGAUAAAAUUAUGCAAAAAAAAUAAAAUAUUGAUUUGUUCAGAAAACGUUCUCACUUGCAGUUACAGCCAGGGGCCGCCAGGGGGGGUGCUGCAGCACCCUAAGCACCACCCACUUCCCGCGUACCUGGGUAACACUGUUGCUUUUGAUUGGUCGUCAUGAAAAAAAACAUAAGGGGUAACGCUGUUGUUUUUUAUUGGUCGUCAUGAAAAAAACAAAAGGGGUAAAACUGUCGAUAUUUAUCAAAUAAAACAUAGGGGGUAACACUGUUGUUUUUCUUUGGUCGUUAUGAAAAAAAACACAAGGGGUAACACUGUCGUUUUAAUCAAAUGAAACAUGAGGGGUAACACUGUCGUUUUUAUCAAAUGGAACAUGAGGGGUGACACUGUCAUUUUUCUUUGGCCGUCAUGAAAAAAACCAUAAGGGGUAACACUGUUGUUUUUUAUUGGUCGUCAUGAAAAAAAUCAUAAGGGGUAACACUGUUGUUUUUUAUUGGUCGCCAUGAAAAAAACAAAAGGGGUAAAACUGUCGAUAUUUAUCAAAUAAAACAUAGGGGGUAACACUGUUGUUUUUUAUUGGUCGUCAUGAAAAAAAAAAAAGGGGUAAAACUGUCGAUAUUUAUCAAAUAAAACAUAGGGGGUAACACUGUUGUUUUUCUUUGGUCGUCAUGAAAAAAAACACAAGGGGUAACACUGUCGUUUUAAUCAAAUGAAACAUGAGGGGUAACACUGUCGUUUUUAUCAAAUCAAACAUGAGGGGUGACACUGUCAUUUUUCUUUGGCCGUCAUGAAAAAAACCAUAAGGGGUAACACUGUUGUUUUUUAUUGGUCGUCAUGAAAAAAAUCAUAAGCGGUAACACUGUUGUUUUUUAUUGGUCGUCAUGAAAAAAAACAUAAGGGGUAACACUGUUGUUUUUCAUUGGUCGUCAUGAAAAAAAACAUAAGGGGUAACACUGUUGUUUUUUAUUGGUCGUCAUGAAAAAAAACAUAAGGGGUAACAAUGUUGUCUUUGUCAAAUAAAAUAUACGGGGUAACACUGUCGUUUUUUAUUGGUCGUCAUAAAAAAAACCAUAAGGGAAAUAAUAGAAAUACAAACAUACAUUUUAAUGUCAUGUAUAUCCUCUUUAGUGAUGAUUGAUUAUUGUAUGUUGUCAUCGCCACAGUGGUGCAGUGGAGUGCACUCUACCUAACCCCCUGGAGACCGGGGUUCAAGUCCGGAUGAUGUCCUCUGUUGGAAGACUCUUAUCUCUAUUUCAUGCGAAUUAUAAAGUCAAGUAAAAACAUUUAGAAGAUUUUUUUCAGUGUCUUGAUGGUGCAUUGAUAAGUUCGGAGGUUAACACUCGAAACAGCUCAGGUUCAGAUCCCCGCAAAAACGUAGACAGGGGUACCACAGUGGUUUUUUAUUGGAAAACAUGAGGGGUAACUCUGUCGUUUUUUAUCGGCCCUCAUGAAAUAAACAUAAGGGGUAACACUGUCGAUAUUUAUCAAAUAAAACAUUGGGGGUAACACUGUUGUUUUUCAUAAGUCACCAUGGGAAAAAAACAUAAGGGGUAACACUGUUGUUUUUCUUUGGUCGUCAUGAAAAAAACAUAAGGGGUAACACUGUUGUUUUUUAUUGGUCGUCAUGAAAAAGAACAUAAGGGGUAACACUGUUGUUUUUCUUUGGUCGUCAAGGAAAAAACCACAAGGGGUAACACUCAGUUUUUUUAUUGGUCGUCAUGAAAAAAAACAUAGGGGGUGACACUGUUGUUUUUCUUUGGUUGUCAUGAAAAAAACCACAAGGGGUAACACUGUUGUUUUUUAUUGGUGGUCAUGAAAAAAAACAUAAGGGGUAACAAUGUUGUUUUUUAUAGGUCGUCAGGAAAAAAAACAUAAGGGGUAACACUGUUGUUUUUUUUAUUGGUCGUCAUGAAAAAAACAUAGGGGGUAACACUGUUGUUUUUUAUUGGUCGUCGUGAAAAACAUAAGAACGUGAAAAACAUAGGGGGUAACACUAUUGUCUUUGUCAAAUAAAAUAUAAGGGGUAAUACUGUCGUAUUUUAUUGGUCGACAUGAAAAAAAACAUAUUUGAAAAAAAAAAAAAAUUGUCCUUGACAAAAAAAAUAUAAGGGGUAACACUGUUGUUUUUUAUUGGUCGUCAUGAAAAAAAACAUAAGGGGUAACUGUUGUUUUUUAUUAGUCAUCAUGAAAAAAAACAUAAGGGGUAACACUGUUGUUUUUUAUUGGUCGUCAUGAAAAAAAACAUGAGGGGUAACACUGUUGUUUUUUUAUUGGUCGUCAU